This is a messenger RNA of Hyposmocoma kahamanoa, 1128 nucleotides long. RefSeq lists its product as uncharacterized. Bases 1 to 1128 code for a protein of 375 amino acids. The record is from RefSeq and is a predicted model, not a curated record. The transcript has a single exon. NCBI's taxonomy places the organism in Eukaryota, Metazoa, Arthropoda, Insecta, Lepidoptera, Cosmopterigidae.
AUGCCAAGAAAAAUGCAAUGUGCGGGUUGCCUAACUGAUUUGGGCAUGUAUUACUUACAAUGCUCUCUCUGUAGUAAAAGUUAUGACUUGGACUGCUGUCGUAUGAAUUUAAAUGAGUAUAAAAAGCUUUCGCAUACUUACAAGACUUCAUGGAGCUGCGUCAUUUGCUGCAGUAGUCGACGCAAAGGGGGAGAUAACUCCAACACGCCAGUGCGUAGUACUCGAGCUGGUGAUUCGCAAGACGCGGAACCUCAUAGCGAGCGACAGGAUAGUAAUAUUACAAUUCGCAAUAAGGGCAAUGUUGUGACACCUGUCAGCAGCAGUGAAGGGUCUCGCUCCAAUGAAACAGAGGAAGAUACUAAGCAGUGCAAGUUGAUUGAUGCAAUUACUGAACGCGUUCUUGAAUCUAUCCGCCAGGAGCUCCCAUCAAUUUUUUCACGUGUACUAAACAAAGAGCUCUCUACCAUCAAGACUGAUAUCCAGGAACUUCGUAAGUCAGUAGAAUUUAUCAGCGAGGCGCAUGAUGAUUUUAAACUCACUAUUGAUACAUUAGUCAAAGAUAAUACCCAACUAAAAGGUGCUAACCAGCUCCUCCAGUCCACAGUUCACGGUCUGGAAGAUAGAUUAAAUAACCUCGAACAGUAUCUAAGAGAAAAUAACUUAGAGUUACAUGGUGUCCCUGAAUUUCGUUCGGAAAAUUUAACAAAUGUGUUACAACAAUGCUCGCAAUUUAUUGGACAUCAACUGAAUGACGGCGACAUAGUUGGCUGUGUGAGAGUUGCCAAGCUAAACAAAGAUAGCAAGUUUCCGAAGACAAUAGUGGCCAAAUUUAGGAGUGUUCGUUGCCGCGACGAAUUCUACUCAGCUGUGUACCGCUACAAUAAAGCUCACCCAAAUGACAAACUAAACACAAAUCACCUGGGAAUAGCGGGUGAAAAAAAGCCAGUUUAUGUCUCUGAGCAUCUGUCCCCAUUCUUCAAGAGUCUACAUGCGGCUUCGAGAAAGACAGCAAAGGAGGCUGGGUACAAGUUCGUAUGGGUGCGCAAUGGUCGCAUCUACGUGAGAAAAGACUCCGAUUCUUCGUAUAUCUACAUCAAGAACCAAGAUAGUCUAGAACUCAUACGCUAG